AUGGAUGGCCCAGUGGUAGACGUCGCAACCAGGCAAGAUGACAACCCUUCAGAUGAAAUGGAUGUGGAUAACGAUGGACGGGACGAGGAAGUGAUGUCCGAGCUUUCCGAUGGGGAGGACCUUCGAGACGACCUUUUGAAUGCACUUCAUGACGAUAAAUUCUCCUUUGAUGGCAACUUUUAUCAUGCCAGCCUUCUUACAACGGCCCCCAAUCCAUGCGUCACUAUCUCAGGUCUAGGACUCGUCGGCAUGCCUCUGAGUAAACGGGACGCAAAGUCAAUAAUAUCUUGCGCGACAUUAGCACCAUUCGGUCACGGAGAACGGACGGUGGUCGACAAAGAAGUUAGAGAUACCUGGGAGAUAGAACCUUCGAGGAUCGAGUUUGCCAACAAGGAAUGGGAAAAGUUCGUUCGUGGGCCUGUAUGUGCUGAAGUGUGCAGGGAGCUCGGUGUGGCGGUCGGGAACUCUCCUCCGAGGAUGGAAUUGUACAAACUUCUCCUGUACGAAACUGGGUCCCACUUUCUGCCUCAUCAAGACACGCAGAAGGCGAAUGGGAUGUUCGCCACCGUCAUUAUCCUUCUUCCAUCUGCCUACACUGGCGGCCAGGUUGUUGUCUCGCACGCUUCGACAACCAGGACCAUCAACUUUGCCCCGAACUCAUUCCUCUCAACCGCCCUACUCGCUUGGUACACCGACGUCAAGCACGAAGUAAAGCCCGUGACGUCCGGAUACCGCCUCGCUCUCUCUUACAACCUCAUCCACACCGCCCCUCCUGGGCUCCCAAAACCAUGUCUGCCGCAGAUGGGCGACUCUGUACGUGUCCUACGACGCGUCCUCCGCAAGUGGAAAGAAGCGAAGUACAAAAAGAAAAAGUCAGCACGUCGGCUUGUGGCCUACCUCCUCAACCACGAGUACAGCAACGCGAACUUACACGAAGGGGUCGAAGCCCUGAAAGGGGUGGACGCACACCGCGUGACGUUCCUCCGCGGGGUCGCCGAACAGUUGGGAUUCAAGGUCGGACUAGCUAGUCUUGAGCACCAUAUUUCUGGGUGCGGGGAUGAUGAUGGUGGGAGUUACCACAACCGCGGACGGUGGGACUAUGGUGGGGGCGAUGAAGAGGAGACUCCGGGCAUGUUAGAGGUCAUCGAGACGAAAACCAGCAUCUCAGGACUGGUUGACCUGGAUGGGUCAUCGUUGCUGCCUGUUGGAGAAAUUGACCUCAAGGAAGACGCGUUGAUUCCUAAGGACCCAUUCAAGGACGAGGAACCUGACGAUACUGAGUAUGAAGGAUACAUGGGUAACGGAGCUGGGCAAUUGGAUUACUGGUAUCGUCGAACGGUGCUUGUCCUGAUGCACGCCAGUGAAGUGGACAACAUCUGUUUCUCCGUCGCUGGAAUCCCAUAUGCCUUCGAGAAGCUCAAGAAAUCGACCGCCGUCCCACCCACUCAGGAGGAUAGACUUUGGGCAAAUCGCAUCCUCCAGAAGACCUCCACCUUGAACCAGAACCAGAUCGUCACCAUGUUGUAUUUAGCCUUGAAGUGGAAGGACGUGGACAUGUGGAAGGUUGUCAUGAAGGGCCAUGCGUGCACGCUGUCCAUCAUGGACGUGGACAAGCUCGUCAAGGCGUGGAAGAUGUUCUCGUUUGAGGCUGUCCGUGUCAGCUUCGAAGAGAUCAUCGCUCGUUCAAUGCAGCUUCAUGACCGGAUAAAUUUCAUCUUCAACCUGCGACCACAAGUGUCUGAGGAGGAAAAGGGGGUCGUGUCUGCUUGGUGCAAGAAAGAGUCGGACAAGGUCCUCGCGUCGUACACGACAGCGGAUCUGAAGGACGUUCCAACUAUUAUGUCCAUUAUCCGCGUAGCUGGCCUCGAAGCCUUCACCAAAGUAAUCAUGCCCAACCUCAUCCACAAACAGGACCUUUUCCCAUUCUGGAUCGCCAUGAUCAAGGCCCUGCGCGACGGCAAGAAAGGGAUACUCGAACGCCUAGCGAAGACUCAGAGCGCCAGCGAGGAACCGACAGACCCAUCCACGACCCCGACUGAACCUUCGCCCGAUACUCCAGCUCAAAACCCUACCCGGAAUCCCUCUGAAAAGGUUGUAGACGACCUCAUCAAAACCUGCCUCGAAACCGCCUUCCCACAAUGGACCAAGGUCACGACGACAGCACCGUAUCGAUCCUAUUGUGGUGCCGGUCAAAACACACAACCCGUCGUUCAAACAACGAAGAUUGACCGGAUAAUACAACUUCUCGAACAAGCUCUGAUCAUUGGCGACCUCGACGUAUGCAGACGGCUCUUCGUCGACGUCCUUGGGACGCCUGGGAAGGCUGUGGACAAGUUUAAGCAAAUCUACACGCCUCUCGCGCCUCGUCUGGGCAACUUAUUGUUAUCGAAGAACAUCGACCUGUGCACCCCUCCUUUCGUUGACAUGUUCCAGAUCCUCAUCGGCACAUAUCUGCGCGACGUGCUCGGGAAGAAGGGCCACCUUCCUCACGGUGGUCUUCGGAAGAUAGGCUGCGGCUGCACCGAAUGUGGCCAGCUCGACAGGUUCAUCCUCGACCCAACCACGACGAGGAUAGAGUUCCGCCUCGUCAUGUCCCGCCGCGAACACGUCGAGGGGCGUGUCCGCGGUGCCCCAGACCUGUGCACGUUCGAGACGAUAUACACAGGUAGGCCGUACGGGGUGCAGAUCACGAAGCGGCCAGAGGUCGUGCGGGAUGCCCAGUGGCCCGUACGCCAGAAAGAGGCGAAGGCAUUCCUGGCGUCGAUUGGGUCGGACGAACUGGUGCAGAAGAUCAUGGGUGAUCGCUAUGCAGACGUCGUUAGCGCGAUCAAUGGCAUGCAGGUGUUUGGGAUGGUCAGAACGGCUGUUUCUCUGCCAUCCGUUGGUGAUGCACCCAUGGCUUCACUGCGACCUCCAACCUCGCUGCAACCCCCGAUGGCUUCACUACAGCCACCGGCAGCGUCAAGUUCUACGCAACCUGCGCACGCUACUCCAAAUCUUGCGCCAGGUCCAGUUGCUGGCAAGAAACGAAAAAGUGGUCCCGUUAUCUUGGGUCCCGUCAUUGAUCUCACAGAAGAGGAUAGCGACUGA
This is a messenger RNA of Cyclocybe aegerita, 3090 nucleotides long. NCBI's taxonomy places the organism in Eukaryota, Fungi, Basidiomycota, Agaricomycetes, Agaricales, Hemipholiotaceae. The record is from the annotation of a GenBank genome assembly.